Molecule: messenger RNA, 2771 nt
Organism: Cucurbita moschata (crookneck pumpkin)
Lineage: Eukaryota; Viridiplantae; Streptophyta; Magnoliopsida; Cucurbitales; Cucurbitaceae
Exons: 7
Coding region: 245-2659 (804 amino acids)
Source: RefSeq, a predicted model, not a curated record
UAGUUUAACUCUCCUCGAUUUCCCGCCAGACGAAUUGGCGCGAAAUUGAAGGCUCCUUAGUAUUUCUUCUCUCUUCACUGAACCAACCCUAGAUCUCUCUCCCGCCAUUUUCUUCCGCUGGUCUGUCCUGCUAGAUCUGCUUCAGCUUCCGUUGUUUCUCAGCUCCGCCGCCGGCGAUUCAGAGAGUUCUAUCACUGGAGACGCCUUAUCUUUGCUCAAGAAGGAGAAGAAUUAUACUUAUCCAAUGGAGUUAAGAAGUUUCAGUCAUUUUCAUCAUAUCCAUGCCAUUAAAGGGGGUAUGAUGACUAAAGUUUUAAACAUCAACCGUGGAAAGCCUGCAAUGGUAUUUAAGAAGCUUACUGACAUAUAUGAAUCUAUAUAUGACAAAGCUCAAGAAUCACUCCCAACACGAUGGUCAAGAGAAGGUUUAGAAGGAAAUAUUCGUGAUGGAUGUGAAUCGAAGAUGGAAACCCAAGUUCUUUAUGCAGAAAGAAAACUAUUCAAUGAUGAGCCUGAAGUUUCUGAUUCUGACCGUGAAGGUGAUAGUGACACUGAAGGACAAAAGAGUGAUGUAGAAGCUGAUAGCAUGACUAUAAAGCAGAUGAUGGAAAGCUGCAAGAAAAGAAAAGUGAGGCAGUCAAAUUCUGUUGACUCAAGCAAGGAAAAGCUGAGAACAUGCUCCAGACGAGAAUUAAAUCAUUCAUGCUUGUUAUCAGAUGAGGAUGAUAGUGAUCUUGAUGUUGCUCUUAGCAUCUGGCAAUCCAAACUUUCAAAACGCAAAAAAUUGAAAAACAAAUGUGACGAAAGCAAAAUAUCUACUAGCUCACUGCACGGCCGAACAAUUGAAAAUUCUGAUCCAAUCAAUAUUGAUCAGGAUCUCCUUCCAUCUAGUUCUGACCUAGCCAUCCCAGUGGACAUUAAAGUUGAAACUCCUGAAACUGAUGUGACAGAUAUCCAAAACACAAACUGCAUUCCGGAUGAGUUGUCUCUACUCUGUGAUGAAAAUGUAAACUCGUGUCUGAGUUCUGGGCCUUUUGGAACCGAUGAAUUAUUUUUCGGUCUAGAGUUGACAGCAUCUGAGAAAGAAGCUGAAUAUGGAGUUCCAAACUGUGUAUCUCUUGAAAAUGUGGAAGGUGAUGAAUCCAGACCUCUUCAGAUGGUAGGGGAAUCUAGCACUGAGUGUGUGAGUGAAGAUAACCUGGAGGUACACAAACCCCAACAUUCAGAUUUUCCUACAUCAGAGACUAUGGAGGGACAAUGUACCCCAAGUUUUGUAUCCAAUGAUAGCAUAUCAGAAGCUAUUUCCCUGACUGAGGAGCAGUGCCUUGGCACUCAUAUGUCACAAGCUAAAUCCAUUACACACGAGGUCAUAUGUCAGAAUAAUAGUGAAGAUAUGUCAGCAAUUUCCAUGACCGGGGAACAGUUCUCUGACACUCAUAUUUCAGAAGGUAAACCCUUUACAGAUGAGGCCAUAUGUCCGAAUAAUGGUGAAAUCUUCACGUAUUUGAAUGGAAUGGCUGAUCUGAAUAGCCUCCAACUCCCAGAGAUGAGUCUUGGAGCUGAAGUACGUUUAACCGAGAAUAGGUAUAAAGACAGGUUGGCAUUUGAUAAUGAAAAGGGCAUUCCAACGGAAUCUACCAGUGAUUGUAACUUAAGCUCUGAACAUGGGGGAAGGAUUUCAUCAAAAUCUACCAGUGAUUGUAACUUAAGCCCUGAUCAUAGAGAGAGUGUUUCAACAAAUUCUAUCAGUGAUCGUAACUCAAUUCCUGAUCAGCAUUUGAUAUCUAUUGACGAAUGUCCAGCUAAGGAGAAACAACCACAAAUGUCUGAUUGUUCUGAUUCAGAAAGAAAUACUUCACCAGAUUUUCAUCUCAAUGGUUCUACGAAUAAAUUCAAUCAAAUUGAAGAAACUCAACGUCAUCCAACAAGGCUGCUAUCAACGAGAACAACCAUUUCUCCAACAUCUCAGGAAAGAUUGUCCAAGGCUAUGAAGUCUAUGCAGUUACAAGAUAAAGAAUGCAAAACAUGCGGUGGCAAACCAUAUUUCAAACAAAUUAAGUACAAGGUUGGCACAGCUGAAGGGUGUGACCCGAUGAAGAGAGUGUAUUCCGAUACAUAUCACGAGCAAAAUACAAGGAAAUCAAAGAAGAGAAGUCUUCACUCAACAAACACCACUAAAGCUUCUCAUGCUCAUGCUAGCAUGAGAAGCUCUACCGUCCAGAGUUGUUCAGAUAGUGCCAUUGCAUUCACAGAAAGACAGAUGCAGGACAUAGAGUGUCUUGCUCUGAAGCUUACAACUCAGUUAAAGUCAAUGAAAGCAAUUGUAGAAGACAGAAUUCAUGUUGAAGGCAACAAAGCUACAAGCUACAAGUUUAACACGGAUGAGGUGAGAACAGCCAUCGCCGAUGCAACGAAAGCGGAAGCAAGUGCGAAGAAAUGGCUUUCCAUAAUGUCGAGGGACUGUAACCGUUUUUGUAAAAUAAUGAAAACAAGUGGGCAUGGUUCAAAUGCUUCUCCAACUUCAGUUCAGAAGUUGAAGAGGAAGAUUACAUUUGCUGAUGAAGCUGGUGGAGAGCUUUGUGAAGUUAGGUUGUUCGAGGACGACAUGAACAACGAGUCUUCCGUGGAAACCAGUCCCGAAAAAAUCAAAACAAAAUGAUUCUCAAAUCUGUAGAAAAUUAUAUGAACGCGGUUGAUGCUGCAAUGAAUCUGUGAACGUUUUCUUUGUUGCUCGCUGCAAAUCUAAAUCUGGGGGUCUGUGUUCAUGGUAA